AUGUCAGCUCAAGAACAGCCAGCUUUCGUUGUCCUUGACACUAAUCAAGGCACCAUAACAAUUGAACUUUAUUGGAAGCAUGCCCCAAAGACAUGUCUUAAUUUUGCUGAGUUAGCAAGGCGUGGUUACUACAAUAAUGUUGCUUUUCAUCGUGUUAUUCGAGAUUUCAUGAUACAAGGUGGCGACCCAACAGGUACUGGUCGAGGUGGAGCAUCAAUAUAUGGGUCUUACUUCGCGGAUGAAAUUCACCCUGACCUAAAACACACAGGUGCUGGAGUUGUUUCAAUGGCAAACGCCGGUCCAAAUACAAAUGGCAGUCAGUUUUUUAUAACUUUGGCUCCUACACAGUGGUUAGAUGGUAAACAUACUAUUUUUGGACGUGUUGCUUCCGGUAUGAAGGUUGUUCAACGCCUCGGUAUGGUCGAUGUUGAUCAAGCAGAAAGGCCUCGUGAGCUUAUCAAGAUAAUCCGUGCAAACACAACGAAUACUGUAUAA
Schistosoma margrebowiei is the source of this 495-nucleotide messenger RNA. Lineage: Eukaryota; Metazoa; Platyhelminthes; Trematoda; Strigeidida; Schistosomatidae. The record is from the annotation of a GenBank genome assembly.